AGCCAUUGUCGUCCCUUCUGAUUCAAAUAAGAGAGAGAGAGAGAGAGAGAGAGAGAGAGAGAGAGAGAGAGAGAGGUAAGUAGCUUUCGAGCAACAAUAAUAAUAUUAGCAGCAGAGGCUCAGCUCCGCCACGUCCCUUAGCCGGAGAAAUCAUUUCCAGUUCCAAACAAAAAGAAUAUAAAAAAUUAAAAAAAAACCGUUUCUCUUUCUUUUCUUUCUAUUGUUUGAAGACAUGUUGUGCAACAGUUGAGAGCAGUUGCAUGCCCAUAAAACUUCCUUUCUUUCUCAUUUUCCCGAUCUUCGCAUUAAUCAUCGUACUCCUGGGAUCUCAAUAAACCAAAAACCCAGCUUAAAAGAAGAAGAAGAAGAAGAUCUACUUGUUGAAACGACACCUUGUACUGUCGUUUUAGUUAAAGCUCGAGAUCUACGUUUCCUUCUUGGCUUCUGAGCUUCUAGCGGUGGUGGGUUUUCUAUAGGAAUAAUCAAAGUUGUUGUCUUUUUUUUUUCUUUUUAAUAUAUACAAUUUUUUGUUAAUGGGAGUAAACGGUGGGUAGUUUACAAAAGUAAUGAAGGAGUGGAGGAUUAGGAGAAGCGGCUUUGAGGUCGGCGAGACAAAGAUUGCGAGCUUAUUUGGCUGAUGUGUGUUCUGUAAGGAAGAAAGUAGAAGAAAUCUGUUUUCUUUUUUUCUUAGGGUUUUUGGAUUUGUGAAAAAGAUUUGGUGGGUGGGGGGAGGUGGGAGGGUAACUACAAUUAAACAAAAACAAAAAAAGUUAAAAGCUUUUUUGGUGUUUCCUCGUCAAAAUUACAUUUGGGCAUCUUGGAUCUUUGAAGAAACAAAGUUGGAAGUUUUCUUUUUAAGUUCAGAAAAAAAAAGAAAGAAAGAUGAGAUUGUCUACAGCUGGGUUUAAUCCUCAACCUCAUGAAGUUACAGGAGAGAAGAGAGUUCUAAAUUCGGAGCUGUGGCAUGCUUGUGCUGGUCCUCUUGUCUCGUUACCUCCUGUUGGAUCCAGAGUUGUGUAUUUCCCUCAAGGUCACAGUGAACAGGUCGCUGCUUCGACCAACAAAGAAGUGGAUGCUCAUAUACCAAACUACCCGAGCUUGCAUCCUCAGCUUAUCUGUCAGCUUCACAAUGUCACAAUGCAUGCUGAUGUGGAGACUGAUGAAGUCUACGCACAAAUGACUUUACAACCGUUGAACGCUCAAGAACAAAAAGAUCCAUACCUGCCGGCGGAGUUAGGUGUCCCUAGUAGACAGCCUACAAACUAUUUCUGUAAAACUCUGACUGCUAGUGAUACCAGCACUCAUGGUGGUUUCUCUGUUCCUCGCCGAGCUGCUGAGAAAGUUUUCCCUCCCUUGGAUUACUCUCAGCAGCCUCCAGCUCAAGAGUUGAUGGCGAGAGAUCUGCACGAUAACGAAUGGAAGUUCAGGCAUAUUUUCCGAGGCCAACCCAAGAGACACCUCCUCACUACUGGUUGGAGCGUAUUUGUGAGUGCUAAAAGGCUUGUCGCUGGUGACUCUGUGCUUUUCAUCUGGAACGAUAAGAAUCAGUUACUUCUUGGUAUUAGACGAGCCAAUCGUCCACAGACUGUCAUGCCUUCAUCUGUGUUAUCAAGUGACAGUAUGCAUUUAGGCCUUCUUGCUGCUGCAGCUCACGCAGCCGCUACUAAUAGUCGUUUCACCAUCUUCUAUAACCCAAGGGCAAGCCCUUCAGAGUUUGUGAUACCUCUGGCUAAGUACGUGAAAGCGGUUUAUCACACUCGCGUCUCUGUUGGCAUGCGGUUUAGGAUGCUGUUUGAAACCGAGGAAUCAAGUGUUCGUCGGUACAUGGGUACAAUAACUGGCAUUUGUGAUCUUGAUCCUACUCGUUGGGCCAAUUCUCAUUGGCGCUCCGUCAAGGUUGGAUGGGAUGAGUCCACUGCAGGAGAGAGGCAACCGAGAGUUUCCUUGUGGGAGAUUGAGCCUUUGACGACAUUCCCUAUGUAUCCAUCUCCUUUUCCUCUCAGGCUUAAACGUCCAUGGCCUCCAGGUCUCCCUUCUUUUCAUGGUCUUAAAGAAGACGAUAUGAGUAUGGGUAUGGGAAUGAGUUCGCCGCUUAUGUGGGAUCGUGGACUUCAGUCACUGAACUUUCAAGGUAUGGGAGUUAACCCGUGGAUGCAGCCUAGGCUUGAUGCUUCGGGAAUGCUUGGUAUGCAGAACGACGUUUACCAAGCAAUGGCUGCUGCUGCACUUCAAGACAUGAGAGGCAUUGAUCCAGCUAAAGCUGCUGCUUCUCUUCUUCAGUUCCAAAACCCCUCGGGCUUCUCAAUGCAACCCCCUUCCUUGAUGCAGCCACAGAUGCUCCAACAGCAACUCUCUCAGCAGCAGCAGCAGCAGCAACAACAACAACAACUCUCUCAACAGCAGCAACAGUCUUAUCUCGGGGUUCCUGAAACCCACCAGCCUCAGUCUCAGUCCAACAAUCUUCUUUCUCAGCAGCAUCAAGUGGUGGAUAAUCAUAAUCCGUCAGCUUCCAGUGCUAUGUCUCAGUUUGGUUCUGCUUCUCAGUCAGCCACGUUGCCGCCCCAGUCCAUGACUUCUCUUCAGAACUUCUCAGACAGCAACGGAGGAAACAACAAUCCAAUGUCUCCGCUCCACACACUUCUCAGUAACUUCUCUCAAGACGAGUCAUCUCAACUGCUCAACCUCACUAGAACAAACUCUGGUGCAAUGACUUCUUCCGGUUGGCCAUCAAAGCGUCCAGCAGUUGAUCUAUCAUCAUUCGGUAACAACAACACUCAAUCCGUGAUUGAGCAACUGGGACAGUCUCACAGCACAAGCAACGUCCCUCCAAAUGCUGUCUCGUUGCCUCCAUUCCCCGGCGGUGGCAGAGAGUGCUCAAUAGAGCAAGAAGGAAGCCCCUCAGACCCACAUAGCCAUCUUCUCUUUGGAGUCAACAUAGAUUCAUCUUCCCUCUUGAUGCCAAACGGAAUGUCAAACCUUAGAAGCAUCGGCAUUGAAGGUGGCGACUCCACCACUCUACCUUUCACAACAUCUAACUUCAACAACGACUUCUCCACCGGUGGUAAUCUUGCAAUGACUACACCUUCUAGUUGUAUAGACGAACCAGGUUUUCUACAGUCCUCAGAAAACCUCGGUUCUGAGAACCAACAAUCCAAUACCUUUGUGAAGGUGUACAAGUCAGGGUCUUUUGGACGAUCAUUAGAUAUAACGAAGUUUAGCAGCUACCACGAGCUGCGAAGCGAGCUUGCUCGCAUGUUUGGCCUUGAAGGCCAGUUAGAAGACCCUGUGAGAUCAGGCUGGCAGCUUGUAUUUGUCGACCGAGAGAACGAUGUUCUUCUCCUCGGCGAUGACCCUUGGCCGGAGUUUGUGAGCAGCGUGUGGUGCAUCAAGAUACUGUCACCACAAGAAGUGCAGCAAAUGGGGAAAAGAGGCCUUGAGCUUCUCAACUCAGCUCCUCCAUCCUCCAACAACAACGUCGUCGAGAAGCUCCCGAGCAGCAACGGGAACUGCGAUGACUUUGGCAACCGGUCAGACCCGAGGAACCUCGGUAACGGUAUUGCAUCCGUUGGGGGUUCAUUCAACUACUAGAGAAAGUAGAGAAGAAAAACCCCUUUUCUUGGUAAUCAAGUUAUUAUGUUUUUAUCAAAAUAGUAUUUGAUCUCUUUUUUUUAGUUUUAAUUACUAGUAAGUUAAAACUCUCUUUAUUACUUACAAAAGGGAGCUUUGUGGAGACAAAAAACGAAAACUAUGUAAUAGAUCUUAUCUUUUAUGUCGUAAUACUGUAAUUAUAAGAUCUUUUUGGUCUUUUUCUUAUGUCA
Messenger RNA from Raphanus sativus (radish), 3818 nucleotides. Its product is annotated as auxin response factor 6. Gene Ontology annotation, cellular component: nucleus. Gene Ontology annotation, molecular function: DNA binding; protein binding. Lineage: Eukaryota; Viridiplantae; Streptophyta; Magnoliopsida; Brassicales; Brassicaceae. The record is from RefSeq and is a predicted model, not a curated record. Gene Ontology annotation, biological process: response to hormone; regulation of DNA-templated transcription. Bases 883 to 3588 code for a protein of 901 amino acids. The transcript has 13 exons.